UAUGUAAUGCCCAUAAUAAUGUGUGCAAAUGGUUUUUCAGGCGACGCAGGAGUGUUGGACGACAAUUACGGAAGAUACAUUGGUAACAUUAAGGGCAUCGCUCAUGGUGUCCGCGGACACGUGUACGCAGUAGAUGAAAACACGCUAUUCGUCCGGGAUUUCUUCUACGAUGGUAUUGGCCCGACUGCUUAUUUUUGGGCUGGGAAAUCAUCAAGAAUUUCUCCGGACGGAUUUACCAUUCCAUAUCCUGAGGACUAUCCGGCAGUGGAACCGCCCCCGCUACAGACGCACAACAAUUCAAACAUCAUAUUGCGGUUACCGGGCGGAAAACGCAUCAAAGACAUCAAAUGGCUGUCGGUAUGGUGUAGGCGGUUUACGGUAAAUUUCGGCGAGGUGUUCAUACCAGCCACACUAGAUCCACCCAAACCACGGAUCUUACCAGAGUUCAAACGUUUAGCUCACAACUUGCGGUCGGGCAAUAUCAGUAUUCUGGACGCAAGGACAUUUUACAUACCAAAUUUACACUACGACGGCUUGGGGCCAGACGCAUAUUUUUUCGUCGGAAACGGUUCGGAGCCGUCUCCGUACGGCGUCAAAGUGCCGAACGAAGUCGGGAGCUUGGAACCGCUGAAGGGCUACCAGGGGGAAGACAUAGAAAUCCAAUUACCCAGAAGCCUGACGAUGCACUCGAUCGAUUGGCUGGCCGUCUGGUGCGUGCAGUACACGCACAAUUUCGGUCACGUCAACGUACCCGACGACUUGGACGUGCCGCCGGCGUUGGGGCAGACCAAGCUCACCCCAACAUGGUGGUACAAUCCAACGAGCAGCACUACUUCAGACCCCGAAGGGCGUUGGGAGAUGAGCAACUGUCGAGAACUAUUACCCGGUAAACUACAAGUGCACUGGGAAGUGCAAGGCGAUUGGGUUCAAGUGCAGUUGACCGGGAAGAUACGUGAAAACCAAUAUAUGGCGUUUGGUCUCAGUGGCAACCAAAAUAGCGUGACGAUGAUCGGUGGUGACGUGGUGGUAGUGUUUUACAAUCCGGCGAAAAACUCGUUCCACGCGGAGGACUAUUACCUGUCAGCUACCACCGAGUGCGACGACAAGAACGGCGUGUGCCAGGACGAGCGGCUUGGCGGCAGGAACGAUGCGGUUCUGGUGACCGGCACUCGGCGUAACGGUGUGACAUGCGUCGUGUACCGGCGACCGGUUCAGACCAACGAGGCCAUCAAUGACCAGCCAGUGCCCGUGGACGUGGCCGCACUGGUCAUAGCAGCCAUCGGACCACUGGGAAGUUCCGACCAGCCCGGCGCGCAUGCCAUCCAGGACAUGACCACAGACGAAAUACGAAUAAAUUUCAACUCCAGGGACGAUCACUCAUGUACAUUUUCCCUAUACAACCUGGACGAUGACUUGGAGCUGUCCGCGUGGCCGCCCAACAUCAUCAUCGGCGAGAAAGAGUUCAGAGCCAAGCUCGGGCCAUCAGGUGGCGCUCGUGGUUACACGGCUAUUACUGGUCAUUCUACCGGCGACGUCGUCUGGUACAUAAACGACAAACUUAUACCUGAGAUCUACGUGGAGAGGAGACAGACGUACACGUUCAUCGUCGAAGGAGGGAAUGACCCCAACAAAGGCGAACACUAUCAUCCGCUUUACAUCACGGACAGCAGCGAAGGAGGAUUCGGACAGAAAGACGACGCGGAACAGCGGAAACAGCGGGUUUUUGCCGGAAUCGUCUACGACUCAGACGGCUUACCUUUCCCCACGACAGCCGGUCGAUAUUGUGAAUUUAAAUUCAAGUCUUACGACCGUUCGUCAGAAAUGGAAACCUUCAACGCCUUUCUUGACUCUUUGAAAUUAUCGUGCGAAAAUGGCAAUGUUGGCUUACUAAACUGGACGGUCGCUGAAGAAACACCAGAUCUGGUCUACUAUCAGGUGAAAUUAUUAUUCAUAAUUUUUGGUUAGGGUACCUAAUGAUAUUUAGUUUCUAUUUACAUUAAAAAAUAUUUGAUGUGAAUCUGGAAAAAUGACACAAACCGUUUGGAAUUUUGAAUAGAUGAAUAAUAGUCUAUAUAGGUAAUACGAUGUAGGUACAGAUAUAAUAUCUACGAUAACUUAUUUUUU
Molecule: messenger RNA, 2124 nt
Organism: Acyrthosiphon pisum (pea aphid)
Lineage: Eukaryota; Metazoa; Arthropoda; Insecta; Hemiptera; Aphididae
Product: protein Skeletor, isoforms B/C
Exons: 12
Coding region: 7-1965 (652 amino acids)
Source: RefSeq, a predicted model, not a curated record